AAGUCUCCACCACAAACAAGAAAACCUUGGAACAAAACCGAUAAGCUUCAUUUUUAGCCUACUUUUCUUCUUGCUUCUGCCACUACCAUCACAUUGCUCAAAAACACAAAACAUGUUCUUACUGAAACCCUGUAGAACACAUUAUAGCUCACCAAUCCUCUCAAACCAUCCUCAUGCGUUUCAAAAGCUAACAAAAACGCAGACUUCCCAUUUUGCACCAUUGAAAAAAUUGUACCCCCACAAACGAAAGCUUAGCUUCAGAGGAUGUAGUAGUAAUGGACAAGAAGGAGAAGGCGGCAGAAGCGAGAGGAAGCCAUUCUUGACUUUAGAAGAAGCUGGUCUAGUCGAAAUCUCAGGCCUCAGCACCCACGAGAGGUUUCUAUGUCGCCUAACGAUAUCGUCAUUGAAUCUGCUAAGGGUGAUAUCGGAGCAAGAAGGAUGCACAAUUGAGGAGCUAAAUGCAGGGAGAAUAUGCGACUGGUUUGUAAAGGACAAGCUCAAAAGAGAGCAGAAUUUAGGCUCUGCUGUUCUUCAAUGGGAUGACUCCCAGCCUUUUUAAUUAAAUUGGUCGAUUAGUUCAUGUGGUAAAGCCAAUACUAAGCCUUUGUAAAACGACGUCCAGUUUUGAAAUGCUCAAUUAUCUCAGCUUUUGUUAAAGUAAUGCUAGUGUUAAACUUGUAUGUCAUAGUUC
This is a messenger RNA of Rosa rugosa (rugosa rose), 691 nucleotides long. RefSeq lists its product as uncharacterized. The transcript is spliced from 2 exons. The coding region runs from base 113 to 559 and encodes 148 amino acids. NCBI's taxonomy places the organism in Eukaryota, Viridiplantae, Streptophyta, Magnoliopsida, Rosales, Rosaceae. The record is from RefSeq and is a predicted model, not a curated record.